Paraglomus brasilianum is the source of this 510-nucleotide messenger RNA. NCBI's taxonomy places the organism in Eukaryota, Fungi, Glomeromycota, Glomeromycetes, Paraglomerales, Paraglomeraceae. The record is from the annotation of a GenBank genome assembly.
AUGAAGGCAGAACCGUUAUACUCUACAUUGGAUUCGAAUAAAGCUAAAUACGCCGAGGCUAGCAUCGAUGCUUUAUUCCAACCACACCACCCAACGCAAUCUUUCGUUGCUCCAAUUAGAGAUGCAGCCAUGGUCCCAAAAAACAUGUUCGAAGCCUUUAUAGAGAUUAAUGGAAGAUAUUACUUCAACGAUUCCGAAACGACUAAUUAUUGCCCUUGUGAUAGUAAGGAAGAAAUGCGAUCACAUAGAAUGUAUCAAGUGGAUAAAAUUAUUUGGGGAUGCCUUCAAUCUUCUCCUGUUACGGAACAAUUAUCAUUAGGUGCCAAAGUUCUUGAUGUAGGGAGUGGCGUGGGAGUAUGGGCUAUGAACACGGCCUCGAACAAUUCUCUCUCAACGGUUAUCGGAGUAGACAUUGCUCCAAUGUUUCCUAAAAACAGUUUACCCAAUACAGCAUUUAUCAGAUGUAAUGUCCUCGAUGGAUUACCGUUUCCGGACUGCACGUUCGAUUUU